AUGAUUUUGCUUCGUCGUCUUCCUUUCUCCUUGAACCACACCCGUUCCUUCACAGUCCUUGCCUUUGAAUCAUCUGCAGACGACACUUGCGCAGCCGUAGUUCACUCUUCAAAAUCUAUCCUUUCGAACGUUGUCAUCAAGCAGAACAAUCUACACGAGCAGUAUGGAGGAAUAUACCCAAUAACCGCCAUUGAUGCCCAUCAGCGAAACAUGCCCUACGCAGUUCGUCGCGCUCUGAAGGAAGCGAAUGUCGAUCUUGUAAAGGACAUCAAUGGCAUUGCUUUCACAAGAGGCCCCGGUAUGCCAGGCUGUUUGAGCGUCGGAAUGAAUGCAGCAAAGACACUUGCAGCAGCUUUGAACAAACCUAUCGUUGGAGUUCACCAUAUGCAAGGCCACGCCCUGACCCCUCUUUUGACAUCUUCGAACCCUCCAAAGUUUCCAUUUCUCAGUUUGCUGGUGUCAGGAGGCCACACACUCCUCCUUCUGGCUACUUCACUUGACUCGUUCCAAAUUCUGGCUACAACUGUCGAUGAAAGCAUUGGAAGGGCCAUAGAUCAAGUAUCAAAAUUGUUGGAUUUGAAGUGGACUUCCCUUGGCCCUGGAGAUGCUCUGGAAAAAUUCUGUGCUCAAAAAGUCGACACAGACUCUAUCGUCAUACCACUUCCUCGAGUUACUAUGGCGGGGAAAUUGUCUUUUUCUUAUUCUGGGUUGCAUUCUCGUGUCGAAAGAUAUAUCGAAACCCUUGGUGGAAUCAAUAACAUCGAUUUGCCUACAAGGAUGGCAAUAGCUCGUGCGUUUCAAAAGUCUGCAAUGGCACAACUCGAGGACAAGCUUCUGCUUGGAUUGCAAUGGUGUCAACAAAAGGAUAUACCUGUUAGGCAUGUCGUACUUAGCGGGGGUGUGGCGAGCAAUCAGUAUCUUCGUGAGAGGCUUCACCAGUGUAUAUUGAAAGCAGAUUUAGCUCUUUCAAUUGAUUUGGUGUUCCCUCCACCUCCCUUGUGCACAGAUAAUGCGGUCAUGAUAGGCUGGGCUUCAAUGCACCGUUUCCUGGCCAACGAUUUUGACGAGUACGACAUAGAGUCACGACCUAAAUGGAGCAUCGACCAACUUGCUAGUUCAGCGACGCGACGCACACCAUAG
Laccaria bicolor S238N-H82 is the source of this 1140-nucleotide messenger RNA. RefSeq lists its product as uncharacterized. The record is from RefSeq and is a predicted model, not a curated record. Bases 1 to 1140 code for a protein of 379 amino acids. Gene Ontology annotation, biological process: mitochondrial tRNA threonylcarbamoyladenosine modification. Gene Ontology annotation, cellular component: mitochondrion. Lineage: Eukaryota; Fungi; Basidiomycota; Agaricomycetes; Agaricales; Hydnangiaceae. The transcript is spliced from 5 exons.